Condylostylus longicornis is the source of this 867-nucleotide messenger RNA. RefSeq names its product trypsin alpha-3-like. The transcript is spliced from 4 exons. Gene Ontology annotation, molecular function: serine-type endopeptidase activity. Gene Ontology annotation, biological process: proteolysis. The record is from RefSeq and is a predicted model, not a curated record. The coding region runs from base 1 to 867 and encodes 288 amino acids. NCBI's taxonomy places the organism in Eukaryota, Metazoa, Arthropoda, Insecta, Diptera, Dolichopodidae.
AUGCAACCUGUGUUUGAAGAUGGCAGUAUAAUUGAAGCGCAUCAGAUCAGCUUCAGAAAGCAACACUCAACGAUAGAACAAGUUCAUCGAAUAACGGAUAUUAUUGGAAAAGCUCUAGAAGAAAAGUCACUCAUUUCAUAUAUUCAAGCAGAGGCUUCUGAUUCUACAACGGUUCCCCUAGUUGAUGAUCGAAUUGUUGGUGGUACUGCGGUAAAAGUUAAAUAUCGCAAAUUUCAGGUUGCUGUUACGUUAGGGCCGUAUCUUUGUGGUGGUUCAUUACUUUCUAUGAAAUGGGUUUUAUCUGCUGGACAUUGCGUUUAUGGGCAGUCAGCAUCUAACACACAUGUACGUGCUGGUUCUAAUAAUUGGAAUUAUGGUGGUGUUGUAAAACCGGCAAAAAGGCUUAUUCGCCGUCAAGAUUUCAAUAUCAAUACAUUACACAAUGAUAUUUCUUUGAUUCUUUUAAAAAGUCCUUUUACUAAAAGUAGUUAUAUAGGUGCUAUUGCAAGAGCAACACAUCUACCAGCAAAUGGUGUAAAGAUGGAAGUAUCAGGUUUUGGUACAACUUCAUCUGGGGGUAAUUUAGCUCCAUAUUUGAAAAAGGUUUGGGUUGAAAUGUUUUCAUUUGCAAAAUGUCAAAAGCUUUAUAAUAAUGGUUUGUUCGAUACAAUGUUUUGUGCUGGAGUACCACAAGGUGGAAAAGAUUCUUGUCAAGGUGACUCUGGUGGUCCCAUAACUUAUAAUGGACGUUUAGUAGGAGUUGUUUCAUGGGGUGAUGGAUGUGCUACAAAACAACAUCCUGGUGUUUAUACACGAGUACCGCUUUAUAAAGGAUGGAUAAAUAAAAUGAUGGCAACCUAUAAAUAA